AUGCAUUGCCGCCACAUCCUCAGUAGCGUCGCCGCCGUUUUCUUUAUCCACGGUGCUGAAGCAGCACCAACCACCACAACGAUCACAGAGCAAGAGAUUGCUUCCCUCCUGGCUGGCCCCGAUCCAGCAUGGAUUGCAGACCCGGGAAACAACGCACACCUCCUAGAUGAAUGGGAGGCAGCUCUGGACAGACACAACCUAAAAGCCAACUUCACCGCCCGGUAUCUAGCCGAUCCAGCAGCCUAUCCAUACCUCCCUGUCAGCGAUGAUGAAAUGACAGCGUCAUGGAAGUUCUUCGAAAGCCUCCAUCUCGACCCCGACAUGACUCACCAAGCAUCCGAGUUUAACCUCUCGUCUCCCAACAGCACUUCUAGCCUGGAAAAGCGUCAAACCAGUACCACUAAUCUGCUUGACCUGGCGGUAUGCAAAUAUUACUGCCAGGACCGCGGACAUAUUGAUCGUAAUGGGGACCACGACUACAAUUCAGUAUGUGUUUGCAAGGGACUGGAGGACUGUCAGAGCAGUGGUCACUGGCCCAAGGGUAUAAAGGGCAGAUGUCCAGCCGAGGUACCCUAUCAAAAUCUCGGCGAGGGCCCGCCACGGAAAGAAAAGGACUGGUAA
Molecule: messenger RNA, 621 nt
Organism: Lithohypha guttulata
Lineage: Eukaryota; Fungi; Ascomycota; Eurotiomycetes; Chaetothyriales; Trichomeriaceae
Exons: 2
Coding region: 1-621 (206 amino acids)
Source: RefSeq, a predicted model, not a curated record